CUUGCUGGGGGAACGGAGGUAUAUUUGUUGACGUUCGCUACAAAUAUGGGUAUUUCAAUGACACGCCUCUUCUGAAACACUAACAGGAAGUAAUGAUCUUGUGAUUUUAGUUGAGAAAGAAUGACAGAAUACCCCAUCUGGGUCAUGUAGCCUUCAUUUAAUUAUAGCGAUUUAAAGAGUAGACUACAAAUAUUAGCUUUUUCUGCUAGCCCGCUGUUCAUUGUUGGUCUUUUGUGAGACCGAAUAACGUGUGAACUUUCGUGUGAUGAGGUGACAGCAAAGGAACCGCUUUUUUGAAGGUGAAGACAAUAUACCAGCGUCCGUGGUCAAACUUGGAUAGGCUACUAGUGGUUUGACACACACACACACACACACAGCAGAGGAUAUGUGGUGGUUCCAGCAGGGUAUGUGUAUUCUACCGGUGGCUCUGGUGUUAUGGACGGCAGCCACGUUCAUCUUUGCUUACAUCACUGCUGUGCUGCUGAGACAUGUGGACCCACUGGUACCAUACAUUAGUGACACAGGGACGGUUGCCCCAGAGAGAUGUGUGUUUGGAAUCAUGCUGGAUGUCUCAGCAUUCUUAGGCAUAGCCACCAUGUACAUACGCUACAAGCAGGUCCAAGCCUUGACGAUCGAAGAGGAGUCGAAGCUCCAUAAACUCAACAUCUUGGGUUUGAUGCUGGGAUGGACUAGCUCCUUUGGCAUGUGCAUUGUCGCUAACUUUCAGAAAACGACUCUGUUCUCCAUGCACCUGGUGGGGGCGAUAUUAACGUUUGGCGUGGGGGCACUGUACAUCCUUGUGCAGACCUUGGUGUCUCUGUACAUGCAGCCUCAUGUCCACGGGAAGAGCAUCUUCUGGGUCCGACUCAGCAUCGGAGUCUGGACCUUUGCCAGCAUCAUCAGCAUGUUUGUGUCAUCUGUCAUCAUGUACAGCAGUCUGCCUGGAGUGGACGUGGCCCAUAAACUGCACUGGAUACCUGGAGAGACGGGCUACAUCCCUCACAUCAUCAGCACCAUCUCUGAGUGGUCUCUGGCUCUCUCCUUCAUCAGUUUCUUCCUCACUUACAUCCGAGACUUCCAGAAAGUAACGCUGCGGGCAGAGGUGGACCUACAGAGCAAUCACCUCUACGAUUCACCACACUACAGCAUCACCACACCGGUCAACCAAUCUGAGACCUCCCCAUUGAUGGCGGGGGGCAUCUGAACAGGACAACUCCUAGUGGUGUGGUGGAGUCAAGCUGUAAUUAUUAACAUACUGAAUGGAAUAAUGAGAAUAUAGAAUGCUGAGCGUGUAAUCAACAAGCACUAAUAUAAACUGGGUGGUUCGAGCCCUGAAUGUUGAUUGGCUGACAGCUGUGGUAUAUCAGACCGUAUACCACGGGU
This is a messenger RNA of Coregonus clupeaformis (lake whitefish), 1383 nucleotides long. RefSeq names its product DNA damage-regulated autophagy modulator protein 2-like. NCBI's taxonomy places the organism in Eukaryota, Metazoa, Chordata, Actinopteri, Salmoniformes, Salmonidae. Gene Ontology annotation, cellular component: lysosome. Bases 386 to 1204 code for a protein of 272 amino acids. The transcript has 8 exons. Gene Ontology annotation, biological process: photoreceptor cell maintenance; regulation of autophagy. The record is from RefSeq and is a predicted model, not a curated record.